AUGUCUGAACUUACGUCUUAUGAACAACAGCGUUUGAUAAAUAUUCAAUCGAAUGAACAAUUACUGAUCCAAUUGGGCGUCAAAUCAGCGCGUACUGCAGCUCUCGAAAGCUGCAUUAUAAGUAACUCUGAAAAAAUCACGAAAAAGCGCAAAGUACAUAGUAAACCAAAACAGAACAGUGCUGUUGUACUAGCCACUAGGAAAUCAUCAAGACUAAAAGGAGAAGAACCGCGCCCUUUAGAAGAGGAUGCUGAUUUAACAGAAGAUAAGAGUGAGUCACUUGAAGAUUAUGAUGGUAGCCGUUUAGUCACAGCAGAUGAAUACUUUAAUGAUGAAAUCAAAUCGAAUGCCAUUAGGGUAGACGGUCAUUUCUAUGGGUGGGUAAAUCCAGUGAUUAUGAACAAGCAUGGCAUUGAACCAUCUGCUAAAGAAGCUUGGGAGAAGAAUGGUGGGGGUGCUUUUUCUUUUCUUGAUCCCACAGGUACGGGCAAGAAGAGAAAAAAGGGGAUUUUAUCAAAUGCAAAAGCAGAUGCAUUAAAGAUGUUUAAGAAGAACCCGAAUCAAUAUUUCUAUAGACAUAAUGAACCAGGCGAAGAACAAUGGCUUCAUGAUUGGUCAGAUGAGGAAAAGAGCUUGUUUCUAAAGAUUGCUAAUGAACAUGGUUGUGGAGACAAGUGGGGCUUAUUCGCUACUUAUAUACCACAUCGUGUAGGUUAUCAGUGCAGCAACUUUUAUCGUCAAGUCAUAUUGAAGAAUGGACUGAUAUUUGAUCCAAACUAUAGGUACACCUCUUCUGGUACACCCAUUUAUGUUGGUCUACGUCGUUAG
This is a messenger RNA of Rhizopus microsporus ATCC 52813, 828 nucleotides long. RefSeq lists its product as uncharacterized. The record is from RefSeq and is a predicted model, not a curated record. NCBI's taxonomy places the organism in Eukaryota, Fungi, Mucoromycota, Mucoromycetes, Mucorales, Rhizopodaceae. The transcript is spliced from 11 exons. The coding region runs from base 1 to 828 and encodes 275 amino acids.